UUAUAUAAAAUGAAUAUUUUUAAAACUAUUAUAUUUUCUUUAUUGUUAUUUAAAUAUAUUAAUUGUUUAUCUAAAAAAGAUUUUAUUUUUUAUAGUAUAAAAAUUGAUGACAGAGAUUGUCCCUAUCCUCAAUGUGGUGGGUAUUGGUUAUCACGUGUAAAUACUGGUCAAAGUCCAAUAUAUGUUUCAUCAAUUUCACUAGAUCCAUCAAUAAUAAACUACAAUAUUUCAUUAAUUACAUUGGCAUUAACUGAUGAUCUAUUACUAGGUGGAUUAAUACUAUCCCAUCCCAAAUUUCAAUAUUUUCAAGUGCAUAAUGCUACCCGUCUAAUAUAUAAUAACGGUGCCGAUAAAAUAUAUGGCGUACCUAAUUACAAUCGAGAAUAUCAAUAUAUAACUAUAUCAGAGUCAACUCCAAAUGUUGCAUCAAUUAUUGAUUCAAAAAAUUAUGUAAACAACCCAUAUCAUCCUUUUACUGCAGAAACUAUAAAUUUAUCUUUUCAAUAUAAAUUAUUAUCUUUUAAAGAAAUGUAUAGUAAAACAAUAAACCAUUUAGAUAUUAAUUGGUUACACAAACAAAUAACAAAUUCAAAAACCAUUAACUAUGGCUUUAUUGAUAAACAAAAAAAAACUUUUUCAAUAACUAAAAUAUUUAUAGAGAUCCCAUUUAGUGGAUAUAAUAGUGAAAUAGAAAAAUGUAGAGAAAAAAAAAACUUUGAUAAUCAAUAUAUUGUGAAUAAUGGUAUUGAAGAUCUUAAAGAUUUCAUUAAUGAAACAAUUUGUGCAUCACAACCAACAUCUAUUCCCACUUAUCACCGAGAUAGUUCAAAAUGUAUCUUUUAUAGUGGUUGCAUUUCCAACAAUACUUUGGAUUUAGAAAACAAUUGCCAAAAUGAAAAUAUAAAAUGUCCACAUGGUUACACUUUAGUAUAUAUUCCCAUUAGGCCUUUUGGUUGUUAUAGAUAUUACUGUGUAUGUAUGACUUUAAUAUGCUUUAUUUCUAUCGAUCUUUUAUUAAUUUUUAACAUUUUUAUAUUUAGGAUGUUAAUUUUUUAUUAUAAAAAUUAUUUUCUAGAACCUAUUUAA
This is a messenger RNA of Dictyostelium purpureum, 1086 nucleotides long. RefSeq lists its product as uncharacterized. The transcript has a single exon. Lineage: Eukaryota; Evosea; Eumycetozoa; Dictyosteliales; Dictyosteliaceae. The record is from RefSeq and is a predicted model, not a curated record. The annotation marks the transcript as partial.